CGCAGAAGUUUGACGAAGACCAGGAACCUAUAACUUACAAUCAAGAAGCUAGCACAAAGAAAUCAAAUUGGUUUUUACUAGCUCGUGAAAACGAUAUUGGAUAUUGAACAUAUUGUAUAAUAUUGAAACUUGACUUCUAAAUAUUUAAUUUCCCUCCUGUUUAUAUAUUCGUAAGAAACCUGAAAGACUUCAGACUUUCUUUCUCCCUAAAGUUCUGGAGUUAAUAUUAAAAUAAGCACAUUGAACAUAGGACAGACUAUCGUGAUCUUUCAAAUUGCUGCAAGAUGUCGUUGUCGAAAUAUCUGUCUCCCCCGUUGACUUCCCUACCCCUAUGUCUCCCUCGUUACUAUGGUGGAGUGAUUCUUGUGGGUGUAGGUGCUCUCGGGCUUAACAUGUAUUUUGUCCGUCGAGUUAUCAAGGCUCGUAAGGAACACAAUGUUGAAUUACCGCUUCUUUACCAUCCAACCAACAAAGUUUUCAACUGUAUUCAGAGAGGACAUCAGAAUUAUUUGGAGAUUCUACCUUUCUUCCUCAUGACAUUGUUCGUUGGUGGUUUACGUUAUCCGCGCACAUAUACUGCUUGUGGUGUGAUAUUCCUUAUCGGUCGUCUGCUAUAUUUCCAAGGGUAUGCCACUGGAGAUCCCGCAAAGCGUCGUAAUGGUGCUGUUGCCAUGGUUGGGGGAAUUCCAAUGAUACUGGGUCUCUUUGUUUUCGGUGUUCAGCAUUUAGUAGCCAGUAUAAGAUGUACUUCUUGUGCAUUACGAGGUUAAGGCAGACCUUUGGUGGUGAUACUAUAGGAACCUACAUUCAUGGUGAUUUGAACAUUUGAUCUCUUCAUAUAAUAGUAGACCUUAUUUUUAUCAAUAUCAUGCAUGCAUUUAGAAUAAAGUGUUAAUUAACAGA
Messenger RNA from Trichobilharzia regenti, 903 nucleotides. The record is from the annotation of a GenBank genome assembly. NCBI's taxonomy places the organism in Eukaryota, Metazoa, Platyhelminthes, Trematoda, Strigeidida, Schistosomatidae.